Molecule: messenger RNA, 562 nt
Organism: Episyrphus balteatus (marmalade hoverfly)
Lineage: Eukaryota; Metazoa; Arthropoda; Insecta; Diptera; Syrphidae
Exons: 2
Coding region: 25-510 (161 amino acids)
Source: RefSeq, a predicted model, not a curated record
CAAACUUGUUGCGAAUCAAUCAAUAUGUAUUCUUCAACUGUAUUAAGUGUUUUUCUUUUUCUUGCAAUUGUUGCUUCACCAACUCUUGCCUAUCCCGCUGAAGCAGACAAUCAGACAAUUGUCGAAGUAAUCACUGUUGAUGAUGUUUCCAAUCUGAAGGACCUUCCACAAGGAGCCAAGUUAAUUCCUUUGAGUCAAAGUCGGGCAACCAAGGGAACCAUUGUGUACACUCUUGGGCAGCGUGUUUCAUUGGACAAACUAGUUGGCCAAGGAGCAAAUUCACAAUCAUACAAAUCACCACAAAACGUUAAACUGCAAAUUCAGUAUCCUAACAAUCCAAAUGGCGGAGAUAUUGUAACUUAUGUUCGAAUUGAUGUUGACCAAAGCUCUAAUGAUGGACAAGCUUAUGUUUUGAGCGGCGGAAUUGGACAGCGCAGAAUUAUUAUUAUUGUUGAAGCAUACAACACUCUUUGGUUUAAUUAUAAUGUUGCAAUUUAUGCAAAAAAAUGAGUAAAGGAAAUGUACUAAUCUAUUGAAAAAUAAAACAAAUUUUUUGAACUUA